GGGACGGGGCAGGCGCGAGCUGCCGCCAAACGCAGAAGAAGCCAACGAGACACACAAACGCGACAGAAGCAAGUGUUCUGGAACAGUUAGACGUAGAUAGGCAUGUCUAUUUUUUUUGUUUGAUUUUUCGCGUUUAGAAAAGAAGUACUGAGUGGGACUCCGUGCAGUUUGAAUACACUGACUACUCGUGUGUCAAGAGACCCGAAGGAAACACAACUCUCGCGCUUGUCGCCUUCUGCAUAUUUAAUUCGCCGUGAACAUUUCGCUGUCUUUUCAGGAAUUUUUUUUUUUUCGCGUCAUCGAUAGCGCUCUGAAAAGUUUUGAACUGAAAUGCAGAUUACUUUUUCUCUCGUGUAAAAGUGGCUACUGCAAGCCACGCGUGGCGUGCCCUACAAGAAGGCAGUACUUCAGGCAGCGUUUCGAACGCGCUCUUUAUAAAUUAUGUGCUGCAGACGCAAAGUUCUUUAGAUGGAUGCUGUGUACAGGUGUUGUCGCCCCGAGACUGCAGUAUGUGCGGUACUUGAUCGCCUGGGGUUACGUUCGGGAGCCGUGCAGAGAAAAUAUGGCCCUUUUCAGUCAGAGCGGACCGUCUUCUGGAAACGUGAUGCGGCAGACUGAGAGCGGAGAGCCCGGCUCGCGCGCCCGCCUGCCAGUGCUUCCUGUCUCCGUCGUUUCCCGGGCAUCGGCGUAGAGUCUGAGGAGGAUGAGCGCGGACCUGGAGCGCCGCAUGUCCCUCGAUUCGUCCUCGGCGAACUCGCUGGAUUCAGACGGGCGCCCGCUGUCCGUCAACGUGAAGAAGCUGCACAACUCGCUCAACCUGCUGCUCGCCGACGUGGAGCGGGAGCAGUUCAUCCACUGCCUCAACAUUUACCACUCCAAGCGCAACGUGUUCGACCUGGUGCAAACUCUCAAAGUGAUCCUCAACACGGAGAGCAAGCGCCAGCUGCUGCCUAUGCUGCGCCUCGUUAUCCCGCGCUCCGACCAGCUCCUCUUCGACCAGUACACAUCCGAAGGCCUCUAUCUGAAAUCGGAUCUGUUGCCCGGCACGGGCACCACGGAAAGCCUCGUCCAGGUGGGAAACGGGAUCCUCAGCGGCACCCCGGCGGAGCAGCAGCGCCGUCCCAGUUCGGCGUCGCCGCUCUCCUCCCCCAGCAGCAGUUUCAGCACCAGGGGCGAGGCGACAGCUCCCUCGGCGGCGCUCUGCAGGAGGGCGUGUGUGCAGGAGCUGCCCGCCGAGAUCCGCCAAGUGACUCUGAAGCGCCACAAGAGCAACGAGGGGCUCGGCUUCAGCAUCCGGGGGGGCUCCGAGCACGGCGUGGGAAUCUACGUGUCGCUGGUCGAACCCGGCUCCUUGGCUGAGAAAGAAGGGCUCCGGGUCGGGGACCAGAUACUCAAAGUCAACGAGAAGGUGUUCGACAGGGUGACGCAUGCCGAGGCGGUUAAGGUUCUGAAGGGCUGCAAGAAGCUCUGCAUGUCCGUCUGCUCCAUGGGGCGAAUCCCUGGGGGUUAUAUCACUAAUCACAUCUACACAUGGGUGGACCCCCAGGGACGCAGCGUGUCUCCUCCCCUAGACCUUCCUGAGCAUCAGAGUGCCACUGUGCGGCGCACAAGCAGCCAGCGGCACAGCCAUGUGCCCAUCCUUCAGGAAGGGGAUGAGAAGAGGGUGAAUUUGGUUUUGGACAAUGGGCGCUCCCUUGGCCUGAUGAUCCGAGGAGGGGCAGAGUAUGCACUGGGCAUCUACAUCACAGGGGUGGACAGGGGCUCUGCUGCAGAGUUUGGAGGACUCAAGGUUGGAGACCAGAUUCUGGAGGUGAAUGGAUGCAGCUUCCUGAACAUUCCCCAUGACGAGGCAGUACAGGUGCUGAAGACCUCACGCCACCUGAUAAUGCUGGUGAAGGAUGUGGGCCGCCUGCCACAUGCCCGUACAGUGGUGGAUGAGACCCGCUGGAUCCCUAGCUCCCAGAUUUCCGAGAGCUCUGCAAUCAACAGCGUGGCUGGAAUGACUAUGGAUAAUGGUGCUUCGUGCUCAGGAAAGCCCAUCUUCUACAAGGGCUUGGCAGGCUCUCAGGUGACUCUCAGCAGCCUAGCAACCCAACCACGAGCCAUGUUGGAGGAGCAGGCGCGCCUCCUGCUCACAGAAGCAGAAAGGCAGACCUUGAGCUACUACCUGGAGGAGUAUCGGGAGACCCAUAUUGGGAUAGAACAGCUUGUCAUGGCUUUAUUUGAAUUGUUCAACACUUAUGCCAAGUUCUCUUUAAUGUCUGAGAUGAGGGGUCUCGUGGCUCCCCAGGAUCUGGAGCGAUUUGAUGGGUUGGUUCUAUACCAUGAGAUUGAGGCAAUAAAAGCUCGACAAGGAGGAGCUGAUGUACUGAAUCCUAACUCUAUCUCCACGGCACCCCACCACAACCUGAACUCCUACAGCAGCUACCAACCUCCCAACUUGAUGAGCUCAGCACGGAAUGGCAGCAGGCUGGACAGUAGUAGCGAAGGCCCCUUGGAGACUCACAGUGCCCUACUGGACAUCUCUCUGGAUGAUGUGCAGUCUGCUGAAGACUCCCCACCUUCUUUCAAGCCUCCUCCUCCCCCAGGGUUGUUGAGACACCCUAGCCCAAGGGUCCAACCCAAGAGGCCUUCCUCUGCAUGUUCCCAGACGGGACUUUUCUUCACUGCACCCUCCAGUGGCUCUCUGGACUGCAGUCACAUGUCUCCCACUGCUGGCCUUUCCAAAAAGGAAGUUGCUGCUCAUCCUUCCCCAGGAAAGCAGCAGGCUCUGAAGACGUUUCUCUGCCCAGAGUCUGCAGGCAAGGCCAGCCCUACUGCCCCCUCCCCUCCCCCUGCACCGGUUGCCCCUGUGUCAGCCCCUCCAUCAACUCCUCCUCCUUCCAGCCCUAAGAAGCCAGUGUCCUCCUCCCCUGCCUCAAAACAGAGCUUUACUAUGGUGGAUGUGCACAGGCCUACUGUAGAGCCUGCACAAAAGGAUCGAGGAGCCGUCCUCCCGCAACUGUCAGACGGCGGGCAGACUCUGAGCGAGGACAGUGGGGUGGACAUUGCUGAGUCAGGAGGGUUGAACAAGGACAGCAGUCCCCGAGCUGGCAAGCCACGGACACCGCCAGAGGCACAGGGAGCCAUGGGUGCUGCAACAGAGACUCCCUCCCUGUUGCCUGGAGUUCUAGAGCCUACCUCCACCUUGGUGCGCGUAGCCAGGACUGCCAGCACAUUGGGCAUCGCAAUUGAAGGGGGUGCCAACACCCGCCAGCCCCUGCCACGCAUCGUCACCAUACAGAAAGGUGGCUCUGCGUACAACUGCGGGCAACUCAGAGUGGGUCAGGUGAUCCUGGAGGUGAACGGCAUAUCACUGAGGGGACGGGAGCAUCAGGAGGCCGCGCGGCUCAUCGCAGAGGCCUUCAAGACCAAAGAGAGAGACCACAUUGAGUUUCUCGUCACAGAAUUCAACGUUGCCCUUUAGAGGUCACCAGGGGACACCAAGUUCACUGUUGAUGGUGCCCAGGAUUAAGAAACAUUGUGAACUAGGAGUUUUGUGUCACUUGAAACAUCCCCUUGUCCGUCACUGUCAUGUUUUCAUCUCUAGCUACUGCAUGGAGAAAGGAACUCUAGGAUGCUUCAAAGAAACCAUUAUAAAGGAGAGGUCCAUGUGAAAGCCAUUUUAUCCCUUCUCCUACAGAGUCCCAGCCUACUUCAUCUGUGUUAACGUGCAUUAGUAGAGAAGCAGGAGUUUGACCGAAACCUGCCCUGGUGUUGCUGAGUCUACAUGAUUCGAGUUAUGCCUCCAACAGGACACCCCGCAGGAAAAAUAUGGUAUAAUCUAGUAGAUGUCUUAUUCACUGUCGGUCACAUACUGUGUUUCCCUACCCAACUU
This is a messenger RNA of Scleropages formosus (Asian bonytongue), 3877 nucleotides long. Its product is annotated as whirlin-like. Gene Ontology annotation, molecular function: protein binding. The transcript is spliced from 13 exons. Gene Ontology annotation, cellular component: plasma membrane; stereocilia ankle link complex; stereocilium tip. Gene Ontology annotation, biological process: sensory perception of sound; auditory receptor cell stereocilium organization. Bases 704 to 3466 code for a protein of 920 amino acids. The record is from RefSeq and is a predicted model, not a curated record. NCBI's taxonomy places the organism in Eukaryota, Metazoa, Chordata, Actinopteri, Osteoglossiformes, Osteoglossidae.